AUGGGGCUGUUCGACGACCUUCCGUCGGCGAAGAGGCCGGCGCCGACGCCCGCGCCCGCGUCUGAACCGGCCACCGAACCCGAUGCCAAGCGCGCGAAGGCGUCCGACGCGACCGAGCGCCCGAGGGAGGUGGACCACGCGACGGCGCUGACGAAGAUCGCGGCGCACAUCGGCAACCCCGCCAAGUUCAAGAAGGCCGCGACGCUCGCGCUCGCGCUGAUGCGGGGCGGUACGCUCGAGCGCAGGCACGGCAAGGCGCUCUUCGCCGUGCUGACGAACGCCAUGGAGCCCACGCCGAGGCGCGCGAACGACCCCGGGCUCAGGUUCGAGUACCGCGAGCUCUUCGACGCAGCGGAGGCGUGCGCGUCGGACGGGGUGCUCAACGCCAAGCACAAGGCGAGGCUGGCGGUGUGGAUGCUCCACGUCCGCGUGGUCAACGACGUGCACACGGACGAUAACUUCCAGUUCGCCAAGGCGACCAAGGCGGUCAAGGCGCUGGUGGACGCGCUGACGGACCACGGACCGAGGCCCCGCGGCGACGACGACGAAGACGACAAAGACGACGCGAAGGAUGAAGCGAAGGAUGAAACGGCCGCGGGGAAGGGCGAGGACGAGGAGACGAGGGAGAUGAGGGAGCACGCCGCGAGGAUGCGCGCGGCGGAGCGACAAGCCGAGCUGGACGCCUGGCAACUCCGCGAGGACGAGCGCGAGGCCCUGCUGGACGCGUGCGACGCCGCGCAUUCGCACUACAAGCACGCGUGGGCACAAACCGCGGUGGACAUGCUGGUGGAGCACGUGCACGAGCGCCGAGCGAAGUUCGGAGAGGAGCACCGGGCGCGGAUCGUGGAGAUGUACGAGGCGGUGAGGAAUAAGCGGAACGCGAGGAAGGCUGCCGCAGCCGGCGAGGCGUUGACCUCGUUUGAGCGAAGCCAGGCGAGGUUCACCAACGCCUCCAUUUCGAUAAGAGGGGGAGUGGGCGGCGAGGGGACCAGGGACGGGCGAGGCGAGUCCGCAAUCGGGGGGUUCUGA
Molecule: messenger RNA, 1029 nt
Organism: Micromonas commoda
Lineage: Eukaryota; Viridiplantae; Chlorophyta; Mamiellophyceae; Mamiellales; Mamiellaceae
Exons: 1
Coding region: 1-1029 (342 amino acids)
Source: RefSeq, a predicted model, not a curated record